Molecule: messenger RNA, 1899 nt
Organism: Aspergillus alliaceus
Lineage: Eukaryota; Fungi; Ascomycota; Eurotiomycetes; Eurotiales; Aspergillaceae
Product: putative MFS transporter
Exons: 2
Coding region: 251-1897 (548 amino acids)
Biological process (GO): transmembrane transport
Molecular function (GO): transmembrane transporter activity
Source: RefSeq, a predicted model, not a curated record
GCAAAAUGGGAUAGAAGCAUGCCAUCUACACGCAGCUCAUUCGCCAUGAGCUCUAAGAUUAUACUUAGACCGGGAUGUACAAAGAAGAUCGCAUAGACAUGUAUAAAAUUACAAUUAUUGCCAUAUUACCGUCUAGAUUCCCCCGUUCUUGAAUCUUCUCGCUCUCCCUCUCUCUCUCCUUGCAACUCUUUCAUCUCUGCGGUUUCCUCCAUACCCUCCUUUGCAGCAACACUGCUUCUUUUGAGUGAAAAUGGGCGAGACAGUCGACGAAUGGUCGCCUCCUAGGAUUCACGACGAGGAAAAAUCCACUCCCUCCGAGUAUUCGGUCGCAGUCAGCGAACCACCGCGCAAAGUUCACGGCGUGGCCUGGUUCCUGCUUGUGUUGGCCAUCUACAGCUCAACCUUCCUGUACGCGCUGGACAACACAAUCGUUGCCAACAUCCAACCCGCCAUCGUUCACGCGCUGGAUGGAGUCGACAAGAUCGCCUGGGUCGGCGUGGCCUUCUUGAUGGCCUCCAGUGCCACCCUCCUCACUAUUUUGCAGUUAUUCAGCCAGUUCAACAUCAAGUGGAUGUACAUUAUCUCGAUCGCCAUCUUCGAAAUCGGCUCUGCGGUGUGUGGCGCUGCCCCGACCAUGAACGCUAUGAUCGGUGGUCGCAUUAUCUGCGGUGUCGGAGGAGUCGGCCAGUAUAUUGGCGUGAUGAACUUCAUGCCACGGUUGACUACGAUGAAGGAACGGCCUAUCUAUAUUGGCGCCAUCGGCAUCACCUGGGGUGCGGGAACAGUCCUGGGUCCCAUCCUAGGCGGCGCCUUCACUGACAGCAGUGCCGGCUGGCGGUGGUCUUUCUAUAUCAACCUCUGUAUCGGCGGCCUCUUUGCACCCGUCUACCUCUUCCUGCUCCCAUCGUUGGACCCUCAACCGCGAGGUACCCCACUCAAGCAGCGAUUUGCGCGGAUUGAUUUCCUCGGCUCCUUCCUGUUGAUCGGAGCUUUUGUUGCCGGUAUCAUCGGCGUGAAUUUUGCGGGGGUCGAGUAUGCUUGGAGCGCACCAGGAAUUAUCGUGGCGCUGGUGCUCAGCGGCGUCGCAUUCAUUGCGUUCGGCUUCCAACAGGUGUACUGCAUCCUUACCACCCCUGAGACUCGCCUGUUCCCCGUCGAGAUGGUCUCGUGGCGUCAGCCCCUCAUGGUGAUGGUCUUUGUUUGCGGUUGCUGUGCAACCGUCUGUCUCACCGUGCCCACGUACAUGAUUCCCCUCCACUUCCAAUUCGUCUCGGCCGAUGGGUCGUUGCAGGCCGCUGUGCGUCUGUUACCCUUCGUCUGCCUUCUCGUCUUCUCUUCCGUUGCUGGCGGCUACAUGGUAUCGGUCCUUCCCUACUACAAACCGUGGUUCCUGGUGGGCGGCGCCCUCUGCCUCAUCGGAUCCGCGCUCAUGUUUACCGUCCGCGCCGGUACAAGCGCGGGGGCCAUCUACGGCUAUUCUGCUAUCCUGGGCUUGGGAUCGGGCAUGUACAGCCAGCUCGGUCACUCCGUUGCGCAAGCCAAAACCCCUGUUCACCAACUUCCGGCCGCCGUGGCUUUCACCACCACCGCGCAGCUAAACGGGAUGACCUUUGCCCUUUCGCUGGCGCAAUGUGUGUUCCUAAAUGAAGCCAUCAAACACAUCCAAUGGGUUCUCCCCAACGAGUCUCACGAACGCAUCGUAUCUACUAUUAGCGGCGCAGGAUCAACUCUCGUGCAGAGUCUGGACCCCGAGACACAAGGGAAGGUGAUUGAUGCGAUCGUCUACGGUCUAGAUCGGGCAUAUAUCUUGUCGAUCGUGGCCGGGGCGUUGGUGGUACUGAUGGGUCUCGCGAUGAAAUGGGAGAAAUUGGAGCUCUCCGGCGCUGUCGCAGGGUGAAU